CAGCAGAAUUGGCAAAGUGUAUGAAUUGAAGUGUUAAUGUUAUUGUCUCUAUUGUCAAAUUGUUCCCUCCUGUUUAUAUUCUCCAUCACUUGUCGUAGGGUAUUGAAUGUGUUGUGAAAUUGAUCGUACGCGCAGUUUUGUGUUUUGGUUUUGAUCCAUUGUGAAGAUGUCUACUAAGACUGUGUGUUUCAUGUAAACAAAUAAGAAAAUUUGUAAUUUUCUCAUCCAAACGAGUGCACAUUAUUGUUUUAACUGGUGCUAGGCCUAGGUGAAGUUGACCAUUUCACUGGAUCAAGACAUCGCACUGUGAUGUCUUUCCAAGGAAGUUCAUUUCAUUAUCAAUGGCAGUGUUUGAAAAAGAAUACAAGAAGAGAAAGGCUUAUCUAGAUGAUACACAACCCCUUUAUUGCACAUUUCUCAAUGUUCAAAACAUUCAUGGACACAUUGAAUAUAUAAUAAGAGUGCAAAGAGGUCCGACCAACGACAAUGUAUGGCACGUUUACAAGCGUUACAAUGACUUUGUCAGUUUGCAUCAAGCCUUGCAAUCGUCUGCUCUCAGCCUGCCUCUUCCUCCGAAGAAACUUAUCGGCAACUUUGACAAAGACUUCAUAGCUGAAAGACAAGCGGGAUUGCAGCGAUACGUUAAUUACAUACUCAUGAAUCCGAUUUUGGCAUCUUCACUUCCUGUCAAACGAUUUCUGGAUCCUGAUAAUUACAGCUCGUCAUUCCAUGAGACGGCUCUGCAGCAUGUGUCGAUGGUGCUGCGAGGCGAGGUGGACUACGAGAUGGUAAAGGCGUUGCCGGACAUCGGGUGGCGGCUGCGGAAACACUACUACCAAGUGAAGCGACGCAGCAACGCCAAGGAGGAACUACUACUGUCUUGGGUGGAGUACGGCCCAGACAAGUACCUCACUGACAAGGAGCUCAACACGGUGCUCAAGGGGCUGGCGACUCUACAGCACCCCAACAUCGGAGGUGUUGAGAUGCUCGCCUGUCAUGACGCAGGUGGCUACGUCGUCCGCAGAUUCUCACCCGAUGGCAGUCUGCGCGACACAGUCUGCCACUGCAAGCCCAAGUUGAGCUUCCUCAAGAAGUAUUCCAACCCUCGACUGCGCAGUGCCUUGCCUCUCGCUCGCGUUGUUUCUGUUGCCACACAGAUCCUGCAUGGUCUCAAGUUCCUGCAUGACAAGGGCAUACCUUACGGCCAUCUUCACCUCGGCAACGUGAUGCUGCAGAACGACGUUGUGAAGCUCGUCGAGAUAGAGAACGGUGUGUUGGGUCUGCCGUCGUUCUAUCGGCCGUUCUUCAUGCAACACCGCAAGAUAUCCACACUGGAAGCUGUAGAUGUGUACUGCUUCGGUCACGUCCUGUACGAGAUGACCUUCGGCCAUCCAUUACAUGAGUCUGUCUGUGAUAACCUCCCACCCAACUGCCCCCCUAUUAUCAGGCCGGUCCUGGAAUCCAUACUGUCGUCGUGUGCCUGCAAGACAGGUAUGCCUAGUCUGCUGUCGCUGUUGUCACUACCUGUGUUCAGUGGACAGCCUCCUAUAGACCACUGCUACUUCAAGCUUCCCUCUCACACCAGAGAUGCUCUCAAGGGUGCCUGCCAGCAGACCGAUGCCCGCAUCAAGGACGAGCAGAAGAAGAUAAGACAUCAAAAAAGACUGGUCAAGAUGCAAGAGGUUCUUAACACAGAAGAGGAAAGUGUGAAGGACAAGAAGAAACAUAGAGUGAAAAGAGAAGAUAAGUCGCUGGAGGGAGGGCCGUUGGUGAAUGGCAACGGUUUGUCGCCGGAGAGAUCCGACAGUCCGAACAGUACGAGCACUGCGACCUCGGCUGGCACCAUAACUCCACCCUCAGGUCCACCCCCUCUCCCACCACCAGUUGCAGCUGUUGCGGUGGACAACUCACGCAACGCUCUACUCGGGUCUAUCUGUAACUUCAACAAGUCCUCUCUGCGCCGGACCAAACCUCAAGCUUAACCUUCAACUGACUGGCUGCUCUGAAGAGUGCUAUUUGGCAUGAAAAGUUUAAAUUUUAGUUCUUAUUAAGACAUAAAAACCAACUAUAAUUGUUAUAAAAAAAUAAGUAGAAUUCCUUAAAAAAAAUUAUUUUGUUGACUAAGUAAUUGUUCAAUGUUUUAAGCUUAAACAGAAGUUGAGAUGAUUUACUUUAAGAUAAGGAUGCACAGUUUUAUUCCUUUUAUAUGAACUGAGGAGUAGUAGUCUCUUUAUAAUAUUUAAAAAUAACAAAAGCUUUAAUAUUUUUAAUGUUUUAAUGUGCAGAAAACUCUUAGAAGAGCACAGGAACUAGAUGGUGCAAUUAUUUAAUACGAUAUUACAAUUUAAAGUUUUGAUAUUUUUUGUUAAACCGAAUCCAGUUGUUUUUUAUUUAUAUAUUUUAACAAUGUUUUAAAAUUAUUUCAGAUUUUAUUUUUUCUUAUUAAAAACUAUUGUCAACUAACAGCUUUCAGUUGGCAAUCUGUUUCGAGUACAAUUUUUAUUGGUAAGUUUGUAAACCAAAGUCCUAUAUUUGUACAAUGGUAUGGUAAGAUAAGGUAUUUAAUUGUUUUUAAUAUAAGACUUGGUUUAUGUAGUCACUGUUAUAAAUAUAGCACAUGUUUGAAGCUACAACAGCUAUUCUAGGAGUGUUAAAGUCAUAAUGGCAAGUCAUGUUGUUAACUGAAAUAUGAAAAAUGGUUUAACCCUCUUAUGUGUGUUGCUGAUAAAAUGAUGUUAAUGAAAAACUUUAGGUUUUACCAGGUUUCUACCGUAAAUUCUGGGGCGAUUUAUUCAUUGGAUGAACUACAUGCCUAUUGUAUUUGUAAGCAGGUCUAGGGGAGAAAGGGACUUUGAUCCCCGAGGUCCCAGGUUAAAAUCCUGCAAAUCACUAAUAGAUUUUAUGCAAGUGAUAAUGACACAAGUAUUUCACUUUUUUAAUUUUAAACAUAUUUUCCUCUAUUUUCUUUUUUUAUGAGUUUGCUUUGCAAAGCUGGCUUUGGAAUGGUGUUUUGGUUUGAAAAGUCGGAAAUGUAAAUUUUGCUCUUUUGUUGAAAUUGAGUGUUUUCAACAAGUAAAAUCCUGG
Molecule: messenger RNA, 3084 nt
Organism: Macrosteles quadrilineatus (aster leafhopper)
Lineage: Eukaryota; Metazoa; Arthropoda; Insecta; Hemiptera; Cicadellidae
Product: PX domain-containing protein kinase-like protein
Exons: 11
Coding region: 342-1982 (546 amino acids)
Biological process (GO): early endosome to late endosome transport; endosome to lysosome transport; protein phosphorylation
Cellular component (GO): early endosome; extrinsic component of endosome membrane; late endosome
Molecular function (GO): phosphatidylinositol binding; protein kinase activity; ATP binding
Source: RefSeq, a predicted model, not a curated record